Messenger RNA from Baudoinia panamericana UAMH 10762, 2469 nucleotides. RefSeq lists its product as uncharacterized. Gene Ontology annotation, molecular function: GTPase activator activity. Gene Ontology annotation, biological process: regulation of Ras protein signal transduction; mitotic spindle orientation checkpoint signaling. The coding region runs from base 1 to 2469 and encodes 822 amino acids. The transcript is spliced from 2 exons. The record is from RefSeq and is a predicted model, not a curated record. Gene Ontology annotation, cellular component: mitotic spindle pole body; SIN/MEN two-component GAP complex. Lineage: Eukaryota; Fungi; Ascomycota; Dothideomycetes; Mycosphaerellales; Teratosphaeriaceae.
AUGGCGGUUGACAUGGAGAGCGAGAACUGGGAUGAGGACUUUCAAGGCGACUUCGCAACCUUCGCCGGGACAAGCAUAGGCACGGCGCACACGCAAACGAGCAUAUCUUCACGCCUGAGCGUACACUCGGAGUCUCUGGCGGGCGACGAUGACUGGAAUGUGGUGCUGGAGCCUAGCGACGAGCAAUCUACGCACAAGGCGAUUCAGUCCGCUCAGCAAGCCGGCAUUCCCUUGCCGAGCAAUGUCCCGUCGAGCGCAUUGCUGGGCGGCACUAUCAAAAGGCUUGGGAAGAAGAAGUCGCGACCGAAGAUGGGAGAUGACUGGGCGGGUGAUCUGGAAAUGCCUGAUAGCGCUCCAGGCGGGCUGCAGUUGAAGCAGCCGCAGACGUUGGUGCCCGACGCCGAUGACGAGAACUUCGACGACUUUGAUGAGUUAGAAGGCAGCUUGGGUAUUCGAUUUGCGGGCACGAACCGCGAUACGAGGAACCGCAGCUCUUCUGCUUCGGGCCCAAUGAGUCCUAGCCUUGGCUCUGCGACCGCAGAAAGCGACAUGGACGAUUUCGGCGGUCUGGAGCUACCGGAGGGUCCGAUGGACUUCAGCGCAAUCAUACUGAAGAAGCGACACGCUGCAGAAGCCGAGUUGUCUGAUCUAUCCCAGCCGUCUCCGGCUAUUGAGCACCCUUCGACAAUGAACGUGCAUAAGAAGUCGAAGCUAUUGUCUGACGACAAUGACGACUAUCUGAAUGACUUCGACCUUGGCGGAGGGAAUAUACUCAACAAUAGGAAGAUGAGACUUAACAAAAACCUCAAAAUCAAAGAUGCGAAGCCUGCCGUACCGGCUCAGCGACCGGCAACUACGAUCAACUUCCACGACAAGCCCACCGACAAGCCUGUGCACAUGCGCUCGCAUCUGCCGCGCCCUGUGUCCGGGACUAAGCCUGCAACUUCACGGCUGGAGCCCGUCCUCGAAAGCGGUGCGUCUAAUGUAACCCGCGAGCGGCGGCAGCCCACAACCACUGGUACUCAGCUCCUCCGCUCGAAGCGCUCCAUGCCCGUGCUACGUAACCAGACAUCAGCACCAGCAACGCAAAGGCCAUCUUUCAUCCCAGCCGGAGUGUCAACCCAUCAGAAUCAGUCCAGCUCUGCUCAGCGAGCGAUGCCUUACCACCUGCGGCGAGAGUCCGACCCUAAUAGGCAAGGUGCACAAUCGCCGCCACCUCGAGCACCCUCACGCCUGUCCAACGCAUACGUUCCAGAUACGCCAUCCAAGUCUGGUGCACGACUGCAGCGGAGAAACGACGCACCGGCAGCGCUUGCAAGAGAGGCUGCCACGAAGCGCAAUCUCACGAAGCCUGCGCGCAGGCGCAACUUCGGAGACGGCACUGAGCUUGAGGUUUUCGAUGAUCUACCUACGUCCACGGCGAAGGAGAGCAAAUUCCUUAAGGAGCCUGUGACACGACUAGGUACACUGAAACCCGGCCUUCGACACACGCAAAGCCGCACCGAUAUCCGGGAUCCAGUCAAGCGGCCAUUUGGGAUACCGGAACGAAUGAUGACGCCAGCGCCGCCGAGAACGCCAGUGAGUCCGACUAAAGGGUUCUUUGAGGGGCCACAGAAGAACACACCGAGCUAUCUGCGCGACACAGCUGCAAGUAGAAUUGCGCGCGAGUCGCGACUCGCCAAUAAUGCACGCCCACGCAGCUCUGGACCGCUUCAACAGAUGUCAACCAACUGGCAAGCUCAGAUCGCGGCACGGAGUCCGGCUGCGAGUCCAAGCGCGCAAAGGCAGAAAGGCAAGCGACCUCAACCGAGGCUGUAUAAGGAUACAUCGGGUUUUGAUAUGUCGCACAGUGAGUCCAAUAUGAUUUGGAACCCACAAAAGCUACAAUGGGAAGGCAACGAGAACGCGACAGCAGCAUUCGAGUUUCCACCGCCUUUGCAGACACCAACGCCUACUGGGCAUGUACAGACGUCCUACAUGGACCGGGGACCGCACAUGGCACCCUCAGCCUCUCCGCCCCGGCCCGCUCUCAUCGCACCCAUCUCUCAUGCUGCCGCCGGCGUUCAAGUGAACGGCGGCAUGGUCUUCGACCCACGCCAAAUGAAGUGGCUCAAGCUGAAAAAGGACGGCGGGCGCGAUCUCACUGGCCCUAUCUCACCCUCUGUGACCGACGGGGAGGACGAAGACGACUGUUUCGCGGGCAUUGAGGAUCUAAAGGAUGAGAACAUGCCUGCGCUUACGGGUGGCUCGAUUCGUGAUGGUGGAGGCAUGGCGAGUCCGGUUUCGAUGGCUGCAGCCGGGGCGGUGGAUGUGCAUGAGGAGUUCGAUUUGGGGCCGCAGUUUAUCCGGUUGCAGCGGGAGGAGGAGGCGAUUUGGAGGAGGAAGUGCGAGGGUUGGUUUGUUGGUGGGGUGGCGAGGGAGGAGGAUGACAGGUGGAGGUGGGUGAUCAGGGAGAUUGUUCCGCAGUGA